AUAGAAGGUCGUGUCACUGCGUCAACUACAAACCCACACAAAAAUUCGAAAAAAGGAUAAUUUCAUUUGGAUAGCUGCAAAAACAUAAAACAAACAAUAUAGACAAAAUGAAAGUUUUAUUUAUAAUAUUUACUGUCCUGGCAGUAACAGCAGUGUGCAACGUUAGGGCUGGAAAAUAUUUAGAAGAGAAACCCGAUAUUUUAAUACCCUGUCAGUUGCAGGAUGAAAAUUUCAGCAAAUGUUUUGGUCGUAACUUUCAAGUAAUUUUUCAUGAGUGGAAAGAUGGUAUACCUGGGUUUAAGGAAGCUGGUUCCUUUGAUCCUUUAUAUGUGAAGCGUAUUGUUAUUGCUCAAGAUGACAACAAUCCGUUGGCUAUAAAUGCUGAUUUAAAAAAUAUGAUUAUAACGGGAGUUAGUGGCAUAGUAGUUAUGGAUGCCCAUUUUAAUCCGAAUACUUUGUUUUCAAAAAUUAAACUUUUUGUACCAAAAUUACGUUUUGACUCGGAUUACAAACUUAAAGGACGUAUUAUUAACUUGGCUAUAAAUGGCAAUGGCAAAGCUUUCUUUGAAGUUGAAAAUUUCACCAUGUUACUCAACAUACAAUUGAGACUACGUGACGAACAUGGUUACACAUUUUCCGAUAUCGAUAAAUUAAAGCUAGAUAUUUUGGAGGUUGGUGGCUUCCGUGUACGUUUCGAUAAUCUUUUCAAUGGCCAAGAGGUUUUGGAAGAAAGUACCAAUGCUGUGUUUAAUGAAAAUUGGCGUGACUUUUUUGAAGUUUUACGACCAGCUAUAACAGGUUCGGUAGAGGCUGUCAUGAAAGAUCGUUUAGCUAAGGCCUAUGGUUAUAUCCCAGCUAAUUAUUUUAUUGAAGAUAUACCCAGUGCUGCCGAACAUAGAGGUUAAUAAUCGUUAAUAGUUUAUAGAAUAAGAUAUUAAGUAGUUUUUAAAUCAAAUUUGGCAAUAGGUAUUAUAUAAAAAUAAAAAACUAAAAAAACACAAAUAAAAGUAUUAUAUUUGGCCAUUCCGAAUCUUGUAUACCCACCAUCAAA
Messenger RNA from Lucilia cuprina (Australian sheep blowfly), 1051 nucleotides. RefSeq names its product circadian clock-controlled protein daywake-like. The coding region runs from base 108 to 905 and encodes 265 amino acids. The transcript is spliced from 5 exons. The record is from RefSeq and is a predicted model, not a curated record. NCBI's taxonomy places the organism in Eukaryota, Metazoa, Arthropoda, Insecta, Diptera, Calliphoridae.